This is a messenger RNA of Anastrepha obliqua, 1089 nucleotides long. RefSeq lists its product as uncharacterized. The transcript has a single exon. The coding region runs from base 1 to 1089 and encodes 362 amino acids. The record is from RefSeq and is a predicted model, not a curated record. Lineage: Eukaryota; Metazoa; Arthropoda; Insecta; Diptera; Tephritidae.
AUGUUUCACGAAAAUUUUGCUUCAACCACGGCUAAUAGCAGCACGAAUCCGGUGUCAUCACAUCAUGUAAGUCAAUCAAAUCAUAAAUUUUCGAUUCCUCAAGUGAUACUUGGUACAGCAUUGGUUGAAGUGCGAUCUGAAUGUGGUCAUGUAAUUGUAUUGCGGGCUUUACUCGACGGUGGUGCAGAGGCAACAUUCAUAAGCGAAUAUGCAGUGAACUCACUCUGCUUGCCUAAAUCAAAUGUUAAAGUGUCUAUUAAUGGUGCUAAUGGUAGUAGAGUCGCAACUGCCAAAGGACUAGUUACUUUCACCCUACAUUCGCUCAAGAGUGACUUCAACAUGCCAUGCACAGCUCUAGUGCUACCUCGAGUAGGCAACAUCACUCCAACAUUGAGUAUCUCAAACAAUGAACUUCUGCAUAUGAAGGAUCUAGAUCUAGCAGAUCCUAAGCUUACUAUUCCUAAAUCCAUUGAAAUAAUUCUCAACGCCGAAAAUUACGCCGCUGUGUUACUAAGCGGUAUACGUCGCAGCUGUCAUAACAAUCUGGUCGCUCAAAACACACAUCUGGGUUGGGUGGUCUUCGGAGGAUUACAGGACCAUGCUCUAGUUACCCCGAAGAAUUCCGUCGAGUGUCACAACGCUCAAAUUGAUCUCGAUCGAACUCUUCGUCGUUUCUGGGAAUUAGAGGAGUUAAAUUCGGCGACUAGCCUUACUGAAGAGGAGCGUUUCGUCGAAGAGUAUUUUCAAAACACAACAUUUCGACGGAAGGAUGGGCGUUACAUAGUACGCCUGCCUAUUAAACGUGACGUUGGCUUGAAACAACUCAUCACUACCCAAUGUGAUGCAGUUGCCCUGCAUGGAAACUUGCAAGGGCGCCUAUCUCGAGAUGCAUCUAUGCGAACUAUGUAUACAGAUUUUAUGUAUGAGUAUUUGUCGCUGAAGCAUAUGCAACUCAUCACUGGUAACAUAAACUGCUUAUCACCUGUUUGUUAUCUGCCACACCAUGGGGUUUUGAAGGCUUCAGUACAACAACGAAACUACGCGUCGUAUUCAAUGCUUCGAAGAAAUGCAGCUCGGGUAAAUCGCUAA